This is a messenger RNA of Periconia digitata, 726 nucleotides long. Lineage: Eukaryota; Fungi; Ascomycota; Dothideomycetes; Pleosporales; Periconiaceae. The record is from the annotation of a GenBank genome assembly.
UCGUUUUCUUCGGUCCGAGUUUCGCCUAACGUUCGCAGAUGCUUUUGCUUAGCGACUUCACGUUUCGGACUUUUGAAAUGUUUGUUGAGCCUCAAUGUGCUAGCUUGCUUGGUGAUGAUGAUGAUAGUGGCAUACCGCAAUAAGUCAAGGUAUUAUACGACUAUUGCGGGUGUACUACGCUUUUCAGUCUCUUCGAAUAACACAAAACAAAACAAAGCAUCCCAAGCAGGUGCUUCUCAAACUCCAUUGCAACUUGAAUGUAACAAAAGAAAUGCGAAGCCAUCAAGUUUCUCAUACACAAAAACAAACCCCAAAAAAAAGAAUAAACACCAAAUCGCUCAGUCCAACUCUUUCUUCUUUCUCUCAUUCUCCCGCUCUCAUCCCAUCCUACGCUUUCCAACCUACCUCAUCGUGACAUGCCUCCUCACCACCUCAAUCAAUCAAUCACAGAGAUAUCCAGCCACUCCCAUCCUACCCCUGCAAACAAAGAAAACGACCGUUCCAGAACCCGAAACCUGUGGAUCCGCAGCAGCAGUGGGUAAAUCACUCUUUUACUUGAAUGCUUCGCUAGCGGCCGCGCUCGUAACUCUACCUCUAUCUUCUACGAUAGAUUACUACACCUGUAGCCUUGUAUGUACGAUGAUGGUAGUGGUGCUUUUCUUCAUCAUCGCCGUCAUUCUCACAUGGGAUUCCUGCAAAAUGCAUGUUGAAGGCGCUGGGGGUUGA